AUGAGCAACCGCAGUCCCGUUCUCCGCCGUGCAGAUGUGAUCUUUCCCAUGCCGCCAGAGUCCCCCAAUCCUGUUGCUGCAAGCGAUCACUUUGUACGGCCGGGUUCCUCCAGCAGCGAUACCUCGUCUAAUUCGUCCAAUCUCACCUCUCUCAAUUUGACCAAGCGCACCUUGUACGGGGUGAAACCUUCGAUAACUAGCCCUCGAAAACUGUCAGCAAGCGCCAAUAACAGUAACACUUCUCUUCCCAAUUUUUCACGUCCAUCAGCGCCUCACAUGCCACCAAAUGAUCCAUUAUCCGAAAAAGCACUUCCUCUACCCCCACCUCCGGAAUUCCAGAACCACAGACCGCGCCAGCACUCACAGGGUUUCUUUGAACCGUCUCUUCCCACUGCCUCAUUAUCCGAACAAACACCCGUUACUAUGGCGAACUUGUCAGCCUCUCAAAUAGCUGCCCAAGCUGCUAUGCAACACCAGGCAAGUUCGCGCCACCUGCGGAAUCGGUCACAGCCGAGUAGGCUUCCCCAGGAUAAUGUAGCAAGAAAGGGUUCCAAGGAGCACAUCCAUCACAGCCCUUCAGGACAGCAAUACUCGAAUGGGUUAGUUGGGGGACGUGCACUUGCGGCAACAACUGCUGCCAAUGUUGCAUUUCCCAGGAGUCCAGGCUUCGUGCCUUCGUCACCAAAUGUCGAUUAUACCUCCUCAGAGAGUGGGCAUAAGCAGAAGGGGGAGAAGUCUAAGAUUAAAAUAUUUUCAAAACCGAAACAUAUUGGCCUAUCAAGGGACAAGGAUGGAGAUAAAAACAAAGCUCUGCAGUCUCCUAAUAAUCAUCUGCCCUUACCAGGCCCAAGUGGCCUGUCACGAAUGGUGAAUGCCUCCGCGUCUAGCCUUAACGAAUCUUCCACUUCCGCCAACUCCUCGAUAUACAACCUAACAAAUUCGUCUGCAACAACCGUGGUGCUUGCCGACCGACCGGCAGCAGGUGAAAGGGAGAAGGAUAGGGAUAAAGACAAGGCGCAUAAACACCACUUUUUAUCACGACAAAAGUUAAAGUUGAAAGACAAGGAUGACCAUUUCAACCUUUCCCUAUCCUCAGCAUCAAGCAAUUCUAAACCCUUAGAUCCUAGUGCUCCUCAGUCACUCUACUCCUUCACGCCACAAUCGCCGUCGACGACGGCCUUCGCUAAAUCGAAGAGUGGGCUUGACUUGCGUCAUGGAGGUCGAGCGCUACGAGAGAAGAAAAAGGAAGAAAAAGCCUCUGCCGCCGCUGCCCAUGAGAUCGGACAUCGAGACACAGAUGAACGGACGAUUAACGGAGCACUCGGCACUAGCUCGUCCUCUGUUUAUGGCGGCCCUGGCAACACAGCUCCGAAUGUAUACGGCGGGGAGACUUCUUUAAAAGAAACUUUGCAAGGCUUUGGCCUCCAUAACAUGGCUCCAGAAGACGCAUGGGACUUUCUAAAGGCAAAGCUUUUGGUUCUGUUCGAAGGGGAAGAUGUUCGCGUUGCUCUAGAAGACCUGAACAAACUUGUUUCUAUCCAUAUACAACAGUGCGUGAUGAAACAUAUACCCUCUGUCGUAGUGGAGGAUUUGCGGGACCUACUGCAAACUGGCUUUAGCUCCUUAAGUCACUCGCUUCAUCCGGCUCCAGACGAGCGCGUUGUACCGCACCUCGUUGAGAUGUGGGUUUUGGUAUUUGGAGUGGUACUUCCCUUUAUCCAAGCUGUCUUUCUUCCUUUAGACCUGGAGUUCAAAGGGCGCGGGUCGAUCAUGACUCCUCGCGAAGCAAAAGAGUUUUGGGGUGCAUUACCCAACGGCGAAUCCUCAAACAGGUCUAUGGGCGAUGAACUCGAUGUCCGUACCAUAGUGCUCAUCUCCUUCCGCGACAACGUUAUUAUCCCCCGCUACGAAAUGUUAAAAACAACCUUCUCGCGCCUCAGCCUUGAAAGCAUCCAUGUGAAUGUCCGUGCUCUCAGCACGACUCCGACCAGUCGACCGAGCACCGCAUCAGCCCUCGACUCCGGUUUUGGAAGCUACAACUCCCAAUCCUCCACCCUCCUCAGCGCCGCUGGCAGUUUCUCCUCUGAUUCCGUUGUCGCCUCCAUGUCCCGCAGUCGCGCUGCAUCCAACACCUCAAACCCCGAAUAUGUUUCCACAUCGUCAUAUACAUCCAUGUCCCCACCACAGGGCUCCACCCUCAAUCCAACCCUACAAUCCCUCCCGUUACGCACUACUUCCACAUCUGCAGAUCCAUCACAUCUCAUCACCGAAACUGCUGGCCGCAUGCUCCAAUGCAUCAGUGUGCUAGCCAGUGUACAAACCGACGACGAAGCGCAGGAGAAGAUUGAUACCCUCAGUAAAGCUCUCAAGCACAACUGGCUUGGCCGGGGUCGGACCGGCCGGGACCGUCGAGGCUUUGUUGGCACCAAGAUCCGCGCCGUAGUUCCCCGAAAGGAAAGUGAUGAUACACCGUCUCGUUUUCUCCCUUCUAGCAAUGAGAGCGACAGUGGCGAUGAUUGA
Messenger RNA from Histoplasma capsulatum G186AR, 2520 nucleotides. RefSeq lists its product as uncharacterized. Gene Ontology annotation, biological process: TORC2 signaling. Gene Ontology annotation, cellular component: TORC2 complex. The record is from RefSeq and is a predicted model, not a curated record. The transcript has a single exon. Lineage: Eukaryota; Fungi; Ascomycota; Eurotiomycetes; Onygenales; Ajellomycetaceae. The coding region runs from base 1 to 2520 and encodes 839 amino acids.